AUGCUUCCUCCCGGUUCCGUCGCUGGCCUGACAGCCUUGCUGGCCGCAGUUCCCAGUGUACACGCCAUGUACACCUCAAACUCCCCAGUUCUCCAGGUCAAUGCGAAAACGUAUCAUACCCUGAUUGCUAAAUCAAACCACACUUCUAUUGUCGAAUUCUACGCACCCUGGUGUGGCCACUGCAAAAAUCUCAAGCCUGCCUAUGAAAACGCCGCCAAGAAGCUUGAUGGGCUUGCCAAAGUCGCCGCUAUUGAUUGCGACAAUGAGAUGAACAAGCAAUUCUGCGGUGGCAUGGGCGUCCAAGGCUUCCCCACCCUCAAGAUCGUUCGUCCUGGGAAGAAGCCUGGCAGUAAGCCCGUCGUUGAAGACUACCAGGGCGCCCGAACUGCUAAAGCCAUUAUGGAGGCUGUCGCAAGCAAGAUCAACAACCAUGUUACCAAAGUCACUGAUAAGGACUUGGACGCCUUCUUAAAGCCUCAGGGUCCCAAGGCAAUCAUGUUCACGGACAAGGGAACCACCAGCGCCUUGUUGCGAAGCCUUGCCAUUGACUUUUUAGAUGUCAUUUCUGUUGCCCAGGUGCGCAAUAAGGAGGCAAAGAUUGUGGAAAAGUUUGGAAUUACAAAGUUUCCUACAUUUGUGCUAGUUCCGGGUGGCGACAAGGAACCCAUCAUCUAUGAUGGCGAUUUGAACAAGAAGGACAUGGUUGCCUUCCUGAAGCAGGUUGGACAGCCUAAUCCUGAUCCUGCCCCGGCCAAACCCAAGGUCAAGAGUGACAAGACAAAGGCCCCCAAGUCGGAAAAAGCUCAGAGCAACAAGACGAAGGCCUCUUCCUCUGCCUCACCCGACACCGAGGACUCGGCCACAACUCCAGAGGCUUCUACCCAGACAACCGCAACCGAACCCGCAGCCUCGACUCCUGAUGUCAUCUCCAUUACCACCGUGACUACCAAGGACACUCUUGUCGAGAAGUGUCUCAGUCCGAAAUCUCACACCUGUGUCCUGGCCUUUAUCCCAGUCGAUGCCUCCGAAAACAGUGCUAAAGUCACUGACUCCCUGUCACAGCUCAACACCAAAUACGUUCACGGUCACCGGCAGCUAUUCCCCUUUCUCGCCAUCCCCAGCAAUAUUGAAGGGUUGGAUUCGAUUCGACAAGCCCUCGGUCUGGAAAAGGACGUGGAGCUAAUUGCAAUUAAUGCCCGACGCUCUUGGUGGAGACAUUACGAUGGUAACUUUGAUGUUGAGAGCGUUGAAGCAUGGCUUGACGCCAUCCGUAUGGGUGAAGGAUCCAAGAAGAAGCUGCCCACGGAGAUUAUUGCUGUGGAGGAAGUUGUCGAAGAGGACUCUGACAAGAAGACGGACGCCGAAGAACAGGCGCCAGCAGACGAGGUCAAGCAUGAAGAGCUCUAG
Metarhizium robertsii ARSEF 23 is the source of this 1407-nucleotide messenger RNA. RefSeq lists its product as uncharacterized. Gene Ontology annotation, biological process: response to endoplasmic reticulum stress. Gene Ontology annotation, cellular component: endoplasmic reticulum lumen. The transcript has 2 exons. The record is from RefSeq and is a predicted model, not a curated record. Lineage: Eukaryota; Fungi; Ascomycota; Sordariomycetes; Hypocreales; Clavicipitaceae. Bases 1 to 1407 code for a protein of 468 amino acids. Gene Ontology annotation, molecular function: protein disulfide isomerase activity; protein-disulfide reductase activity.